AUGUGGUUCAAGUUUCCUAUCUUGGCGAUUCUGGCUCUCUCGACCUCGGCCAGCUCGAGCUGCGCUGCGGAAGACUCAACACCACCUGUUGUGACGGUCAAGAACGGGUCAUAUGCGGUCAUCCACAGCCCGGAGUACAAACAGGAUUGGUUUCUUGGUAUCCGUUAUGCCGAGGCAAAUCGGUUCACCAGGCCUAAGCCACUCAAUGAGACUUGGGUCGGGACAAGGAACGCUACUGUCUAUCCACCUCAUUGCGUUGGCUAUGGGAACAGCGUAGCCUACCCGAUGGUUGAAGACUGCUUAUUUCUUAAUGUCAUCCGUCCUGCAAAAAUUGGUGAAGAUGCCCAACUUCCCGUGGCUGUAUGGAUUUACGGCGGAGCACUACUGAAUGGAGGCAGUGCUGAGCCAGAGUACAACCUGACCUUCAUUGUGGAAAAUGGUAUUCGCCAAGGCUCUCCUUUCAUAGGAGUAAGCAUCAAUUAUCGUUUGUCAGCCUUUGGCUUCCUCACCGGGCAGCAAGCCGUAGAUGAGGGUGUAGCAAAUAUCGGUUUCCGCGACCAGCGCCAGGCCCUGCACUGGGUUCAAUACAUAAAAGAAGACAAAUAUCGUCGCGAUGACGGUCUUUUCUACGCAGCAGUUGAUGCCAUUCCUUGUUUGCGGAAUUUGCCGUUUGAUGAAUUAGACGACGUGUUGAACGUCACUAGUCUUCAGUACUGGCCGCCUACGCUUGAUGGCGAGUUCAUCGCUGACUUCCUUACGAAUCAACUGAACAAUGGCAAUUUCGUCAAAGUUCCAAUAUUGAUCGGUACCAACACCGACGAGUCAACUAUCUUCUGGGGUCCUUCGGGCAUCAAUGAGACCGGUAUCUAUACGGAAGCCGAUUUCCUUGCCGAUGUUCAAGAGCCAUUUGGUGCAAAUGUCAACAUUACUGCCAGUAAAACCAAGGAACAGCUUGCCGCAGAAAUCUCACUUCUGUGGCCUAACAUUCAAGCCAUCGGCUUGCCCGAUUUUGAAACAUGGCCCAUCAUUCUCACUCCAAAAUCUACGUAUUCGCAAGACCUAGGCUUGCAAUGGCGUCGUGGCAGCGCCUUUUGGAGCGAUUAUGUCAUGCACUAUGCUCGAAGACGGAGCAACUUGGCCUGGUCGAAAUUCGGGGUGCCCAGUUAUAGUUACCGGUUCGACGUGCCUCCUAAUGGUGGCGAGCCUCACCUCGGAGUUUAUCAUGGUACAGAAAUUGCUUUUGUAUUCUCCAAUAUUAACGGGGAUGGCUACUCUGUGAAUCUAAUUGGCAACCUCACCUCUCAUCGGGAGGUUGCCCUGGAUAUUUCACAUGCAUGGGUCAACUUUUUCACCACGAGGGACCCUAAUGGGAAACGUGCAUUGCGCGUCACAUGGCCAGCUUACAAUGCUACAGAAGGCGGUGGUGUAGGCAAAAACAUUGUCUUCUCAGCUGCUGAUGGAAACCACGUGGAAUAUGAUGACUUCAGGGCGGAGGGGAUCAAGUGGCUGAUUGAUAACGCUUUGACCGUUUUUAACGUCUAG
Talaromyces atroroseus is the source of this 1542-nucleotide messenger RNA. RefSeq lists its product as hypothetical. The record is from RefSeq and is a predicted model, not a curated record. The transcript has 4 exons. NCBI's taxonomy places the organism in Eukaryota, Fungi, Ascomycota, Eurotiomycetes, Eurotiales, Trichocomaceae. The coding region runs from base 1 to 1542 and encodes 513 amino acids.